GUGAGGUAAGUUUCUUCUUUCUCUACAACAUCCUUUCAUCUAUUGUUUUCUCUUCACCAUCAUCAACAAUCCUUGACACAAUCCCAUCCAUGCAAAGCCACAAGGAGUACUGUGGCCUCGAAGACUAUGGCCUGGUGGGCGACAUGCACACCUGUGCCCUGGUCAGCAAGAAUGGCAGUAUUGACUCCAUGUGCUGGCCGGUCUUCGACUCGCCCUCCAUCUUCUGUCGCAUCCUGGACAAGAGCAAGGGGGGUCAUUUCUCCAUCACUCCCAGUCGUGGUCUGCAUAAUCCUUUGAGUAAACAACGCUAUCGCCCCUACACCAACAUGCUGGAAACCCGCUGGAUCCACGAUGAGGGAGUCAUCAACAUUCUCGACUAUUUCCCCAUCACCAAACCCAAGCCUCCAGUGCUGGGAGUCCAAGACUUGCCUGAGUGGUGUCGUUGCGCUCAAUCCCGAAUCGCUGAUCAGCCCCAUAACUGUCGCUCCGGUCUGAUCCGCAAAGCCGAAUGCGUUCGGGGCCAGAUGGAGAUCGAUAUUGAGAUUUUCCCCGCGUUCAAUUACGCCCGCGACCCCCAUACUGCCCACUUGUCACAAGGUGAUGGAGUGCACCGGGUACACUUUCAGACCGCGGGACAGCGACUUCAAGUUAGUCUCCUCGUGGAUAAUGGGGAAUCGGCUGCAGACACGCAUCUGAAACCCGAACUGCAACUAUCGGAGAGACCCGGUCAUCUGGGCACUGGUUUAGUCGGCAAGGUCACUUUGAGGGAGGGUCAGUCGAUCACUUUACUUCUGCACGAUCAGGAAUCCAUCACCACCAGUGCCUCAUUGUUGGCUCCUGAGCUGAAACGCCUGGAGCGAACGACAGGAGACUUUUGGUCUGACUGGACAAGCAAGUGCACCUUCCGCGGACAUUAUCGCGAGCAGGUGGAACGAAGUCUGCUGGUGCUCAAGCUGCUCACCUACAAACCCACAGGCGCUAUCGUGGCCGCACCGACUUUUUCUCUCCCCGAGCACAUUGGUGGCAGCCGCAACUGGGACUAUCGCUACUCCUGGGUGCGCGACGCAGCAUUCACCGUCUAUGUCUUUCUAAAGAACGGCUACCCCGAGGAGGCGGAGUCGUACAUCAACUUCAUUUUCGAUCGCAUCUUCCCACCCUUAUCCCAUCCCGCCAAGCCGGGAGAUCCCUUCUUGCCCAUCAUGGUGACCAUUCACGGCGAACGCGAGAUUCCGGAGAUGGAACUCGAUCAUCUCGAGGGUUACCGCGGCAGCCGACCGGUCCGGAUUGGCAACGGGGCUGCGACUCAUGUCCAGCUCGACAUCUACGGGGAACUCAUGGACAGCAUCUAUCUCUACAACAAGCAUGCGGCAGAUAUCUCCUACGACCACUGGCUCGCCAUUCGUCGCAUGGUGGAUUUUGUGAUUGAGGUUCGCCACCAGCCAGACCAAUCCAUCUGGGAAGUCCGCGGACCUCCGCAAAACUUUGUUUACUCCAAGAUCAUGCUGUGGGUGGCGUUGGAUCGCGGCAUCAGACUGGCAGAGAAGCGCUCCAAUCUGCCCUGUCCCGGGCGAGCACGAUGGAUGCAGGAACGAGAUGAAUUGUAUGAUGAAAUCAUGACCAAGGGUUAUAACGCGGAAAAAGGCUUCUUUUGCAUGAGCUACGAGAAUCGCGAUGCCCUGGACGCAGCAGUGCUCAUUGCCCCGCUCGUCUUUUUCAUUGCGCCCAAUGACCCGCGCCUCUUGAGCACCAUCCAGAAGAUCAUGGAACCCCCGGCGCGUGGAGGGCUGAGUGUCGCGAAUAUGGUAUCACGAUAUGAUACAGGAAAGAUUGAUGACGGAGUUGGAGGAAAUGAAGGGGCAUUCCUAAUGGUUACCUUCUGGCUGGUCGAGGCUAUGAUGCGUGCUGCUCGAUCCAAGGAAUAUCUCCCGCAUAACCAGUUCUUUAAACAGCUGCGGAGAACAGCCACCUCACAAUUUGACAGCAUUUUGUCGUUCGCGAACCACCUGGGCAUGUUCUCGGAAGAGGUUGCUUCCUCCGGGGAGCAGAUCGGAAACAUGCCUCAAGCGUUCAGUCAUCUCGCCUGUGUCAGUGCAGCGAUGAAUCUCGGCGGUGGAGAGAAGUAAGCAGUUCAUAAUCGCAGAUACUGUAGAUGAGAGGAGGUUUUGAUCUGCGCCAGUACGUUAGUCGGUAUAGAAUAGAGAAUUUAGAUCGAUAAAAA
Aspergillus saccharolyticus JOP 1030-1 is the source of this 2218-nucleotide messenger RNA. RefSeq names its product glycoside hydrolase family 15 protein. The coding region runs from base 90 to 2123 and encodes 677 amino acids. Gene Ontology annotation, molecular function: hydrolase activity, hydrolyzing O-glycosyl compounds. The transcript has 3 exons. NCBI's taxonomy places the organism in Eukaryota, Fungi, Ascomycota, Eurotiomycetes, Eurotiales, Aspergillaceae. Gene Ontology annotation, biological process: carbohydrate metabolic process. The record is from RefSeq and is a predicted model, not a curated record.